AAAAUCUUUUUAACCUAACUUUUUAUAAGAUUGGUUUCUAUAGCAAUUAGUCACAAACAUAGAGUAAUGAUUGUUAUCUUACAAUAAUUUUGUGUAAGCGGUAUUUUAGAAAUGCCCUUACGUCUUUCAUCUUUAAUGGAACAUGCCAUUAUUGGAUCUAUUUUCACAACGCUAUUUCUAGUAUACAAUUAUUCCUUGCACAGAAUUGAAGAGGGUCAUGUUGGUGUUUAUUUCAGAGGAGGUGCUUUGUUACCUACUACAAGUUUACCAGGUUAUCAUAUGAUGAUACCUUUGUUAACGUCAUAUAAACCAGUGCAGGUAACGUUACAAACCGAUGAAGUAAAAAAUGUACCAUGUGGAACAAGUGGUGGUGUUAUGAUAUAUUUUGAUCGAAUUGAAGUCGUAAAUCAUUUAAAUUUUAACAGUGUACUGGAUAUUGUUAGAAACUACACUGCAGACUAUGACAAAACGUUAAUUUUCAACAAAGUUCAUCAUGAAUUAAAUCAAUUUUGUAGCAUACACACUUUACACGAAGUAUAUAUAGAUCUGUUUGAUCAAAUCGAUGAAAAUUUAAAACAGGCUUUGCAAAGAGAUUUGUUGGAAAUGGCCCCUGGUUUAACUAUUCAGGCCGUUAGAGUCACAAAGCCGAAAAUACCUGAAGUUAUACGAAAGAAUUAUGAAUUAAUGGAAGGUGAAAAAACAAAAUUGCUAAUAGCAACCCAACAUCAAAAGGUUGUGGAAAAAGAUGCCGAAACUGAAAGAAAGAAAGCUAUCAUUGAAGCUGAAAAAGAAGCGCAAGUGGCAAAAAUCCAAUAUGAACAGAAAAUCAUGGAAAAGGAGUCUUUGCAGAGGAUCUCCCAAAUAGAUGAUGAAAUGCACUUGGCAAGACAAAGAAGUCAUGCUGAUGCAGAAUUUUAUAAACUAAAACAACAGGCUGAGGUUAACAAAGUAUUGUACACAGCAGAAUUUUUAGAACUGAAAAAAUACGAGUCGCUUUCUCAGAACACUAAAGUGUAUUUUGGAAACCAAAUACCCCAUACUUACUUAGGGACAAACUGUGAGAGAUCGUAUUUAGUACCAGGAACAAGUGAGGUUACUGCUGAGAGUAAGGAAAACUCAUAAAAACUGCCAUGUGUAGGCAAAGUACUUUUAUAGGGUAGUAGAUAUAUCUUGAGAAAUGUGUUUUUAUGAUUGAAGGUAAUUAAAUUUG
Anoplophora glabripennis (Asian longhorned beetle) is the source of this 1210-nucleotide messenger RNA. RefSeq names its product erlin-1-like. The transcript has 5 exons. The record is from RefSeq and is a predicted model, not a curated record. Lineage: Eukaryota; Metazoa; Arthropoda; Insecta; Coleoptera; Cerambycidae. Gene Ontology annotation, biological process: SREBP signaling pathway. The coding region runs from base 112 to 1122 and encodes 336 amino acids. Gene Ontology annotation, molecular function: ubiquitin protein ligase binding; cholesterol binding. Gene Ontology annotation, cellular component: endoplasmic reticulum; endoplasmic reticulum membrane.